AUGUUGACGGACAACACAGAAGACAUCCCUCCUGAUGAAUGCAACUCCUAUAUCAUGGCUUUUCUCGCUGAUCGAGAUCUCAUUCCAAUCAAGCAGUUAGACAAAGAUCCGCGAGCGGAGCAUGACAAGCAGUACCAAAAAUUUGUGGAAAAAGAGGGAAAUAAUCGAAAAAAUCGGUCGGGCAUGCCGAAAAAAUACCGAGAGGAGAUUUAUAAUAAGAAUUCGAAUUGCGACGCUCAAUUCAUCAAUAAUCUUCAUCACUACAAAACGAUCGACGGUGGAAGUGGACAUCGUGUCGAGCAGAAGCACUACGCGAUGGAUUUCAUCGCUGAAAAUCCGUGUGGGCCUUCAGAUCGAGAGAAAUUGAAGAAUUUGAAGGUUCGAAUGGGAAUUGGAACUUCUGGAAUCGUCUAG
This is a messenger RNA of Caenorhabditis briggsae, 414 nucleotides long. The record is from RefSeq and is a predicted model, not a curated record. The transcript is spliced from 3 exons. NCBI's taxonomy places the organism in Eukaryota, Metazoa, Nematoda, Chromadorea, Rhabditida, Rhabditidae. The coding region runs from base 1 to 414 and encodes 137 amino acids.